UAAUUUUUAGUUAUAAAUAUUGGUAAGCUCAGGCUCUUCGUCUCACUUGCACAACAACUUUCAAUCUCCCUAUUAUAAGCUUUAUACACACCAAGUUGCACCGUUGACUUCUAGCUUUCUCUUCAAUGGCAGAAAAUAUUCUCUUCAGUAUUGCUGAAGCAAUUGUUGGGAAGUUGGGUUCUUUUGCUCUCGAAGAAAUUGGAUUGCUUUGGGGUGUCAAAAAUGAUCUCCGAAAGCUUAACAGCACCAUGUCUACAAUCAAAGAUGUGCUUCUUGAUGCAGAGGAGAAGCAGACACACAACCAUCAAGUUAGAGGUUGGCUCACCAAGCUUCAGGUUGUAGUGUACAAUGCUGAUGACUUGGUGGACAAGUUUGACUUUGAAGCUUUGCGGCGUAGAGUGAUGCCUGGCAAUAAAAUGAGGAAGCAGGUAUGCAUUUUCUUCUCGAGCUCAAAUCAACUUGCUUUUGCGCUAAAGAUGGGUCAUAGAAUAAAAGAAAUUAGAGAGUCUCUAGAUGAAAUUAGAAGUCAAAGAGACUUUCUCUUAGACAAGCGUGUAGAAGAGACAAAAUCAGUCUCAGCUAAAGCAAGAGAGACCCACUCUUUUGUACGCAAGGAAGAAGUAAUUGGGAGGGACAAUGAAAGAAUGAAAAUCUUGCAACUUUUGUUGCAGGAUGAUGAAACUAAAGAGAAUGUCUCCACCAUUACCGUUGUUGGUAUUGGAGGACUAGGAAAAACAACACUUGCUCAACUUGUUUUCAACGAUGCCAUGGUCCAAAAGCAUUUUGAGCCAAGACUGUGGGUAUGUGUCUCAGAUGUCUUUGAAAUGAGACCAAUUGUUGGCAAUAUCAUUAAAUCUGCCACCAAUAGUAGCCCAGAUCAACAUCUUGCAAUGGAUCAGUUGCAAAAUUUGCUUAGGAAACAAAUAGAUGGAAAGAGAUACUUUCUUGUGUUGGAUGAUGUGUGGAAUGAAGAUCGCAAAAAAUGGCUUGAGUUAAAGUCUUUCUUAAUGGGUGGGGCAAGAGGUAGCAGAAUUCUGGUAACUACUCGCAGUGAGAAUGUUGCCAAGUUAAGCCAUACAUUAAAUGACCAGCCAUUUAAGUUAAAUGGCUUGGAGAAUGAUAAGUCAUGGUCUUUAUUUUCGAAAAUGGCCUUUAGGCAAGUUCAAGAUCUGAACAACCCAAAGAUUGUGGAUUUAGGAAAGGCAAUUUUAGAAAAGUGCAAGGGAGUUCCUCUUGCCAUAAAGACCAUAGGAAGUGUACUAUACUUAAAAAAUCCCGAAACUGAGUGGUCCUUCUUUAAGGAUAAUGAACUUGCAAAAGUAACUCAGCAAGAAGAUGAUAUUAUACCAACACUCAAGCUAAGUUACAAUCAUCUCCCUUCUUAUUUGAAACAUUGCUUUGCUUAUUGUAGUUUAUUUCCAAAGGAUCAUAAGUUUGAUGUGCAAAUGUUGAUACAUUUGUGGAUGGCACAAGGUUUUAUUAAGGCAGACCAAAACCAGUCUCCAGAAGAUAUUGGUUAUGGAUAUUUUUUGGAUCUACUAUGGAGGUCCUUUUUUCAAGAAGUAGAGGAAGUUGUUUCGGGUAAGAUCAGGUGGUGCAAAAUGCAUGAUCUCAUGCAUGAUCUUGCAAUGUCAAUGGCAGGAACUAGUAGUGUCUUAAUAAAUAAAGAUUCUAUCCGUUUUAGUGAAAAUCUUUUUCAUGUAUCUUUUGAUUUUUCACUAGGUGGUACAGAAAUUUUGAAAAGCGUAUCGCCUUUGCUUAAACAUCAUUAUAAGCUGCGGACAUUAUUUUGUCCACAAAAUAAUGAUGAGCAAGAGUUGACACUGAUAAACUGUAUGGAAAGUUGUUUGAAAUUUAAAUUAUUACGGGCACUUGAUUUUAACAGAUUUUAUUUUAUGAAGAAGCUACCAAAUAGUUUUGGAGAAUUAAAACAUUUGAGAUAUCUUGAUCUUUCAAGGUUUAGUAAACUCCAAAAGCUGCCCAAUUCUAUCACCAAACUGCAGAAUUUACAAACAUUGAAUCUUGCUGGGUGUUUUAAGUUAUCAAGUUUGCCAAGAGAUAUGCAUAAAAUGGUCAGCCUGAGGCACCUUGUGUUGGAUUGGUGUGAGAGUUUGAGUCAUAUGCCAAGUAGACUUGGAGAACUGACUUGCCUUCACACAUUAAGCAGAUUUAUUCUGCCAGAUCAUGACGUCAGCCAGUUGAGGCCAAGGAAUACGAGUAUCGGUGAGGUUGGUGAACUACGCAACCUUAACAGUUUGAGAGGUGAGUUAUCCAUUGAGAAUUUGAGACCUGAUAUUGAUGAAUCAGAUACUGCAAAUUUACAAGAGAAGCAACACCUGCAAGAGUUAAUAUCACACUACUUGGUGUUUGAGGAAGAUCAUUUUGUGGAAAAAUACGAAAAGUCGUUAGAAUUGUUGCGGCCACAUCCUAAUUUAAAAGCAUUGAGAGUUGAUGGGUACUUGGGAGUGGGUUUUGCCAGUUGGGUUAAGUCCCUUACUAAUCUUGUUGAUUUAAGAUUAGAUGGAUGUAGAAAAUGUCGGCAUCUCCCAGCUUUGCAUGAAUUACCUCGUCUCCAGAAACUUAUACUUCUUGGCUUGGAUUGCCUGGAGUAUAUUGAUGGUGAUCAGAAUACUGCUACUAGUUGUGACAUAAUACCAUUCUUCCCUUCCCUCAAGGUACUUGACAUUGAUAGUUGUCCAAAACUAACUUCCAUGCCACUAUUUCCAUCUCUUGAAAGGUUAGCACUACAUGAUACAAGCUCGAAGCCAUUACUUGGGACGAUGAUGAUGGCACAUAAGGAAGCUAGUUCCGGUGCAUCGCCGUCAUCAUCGUUCCAAUCUCUAUCCAAAUUGGUGGAAAUGACCAUUUGGUACAUUGAUGACCUACAAUCUCUUCCACAAGAAGGUGUGGCCUACCUCUCAUCUCUCCAAUCUCUUGAGAUUUUGGGUUGCCCCAAUUUGACGUCAUUGCCAGAAUCUAUCGGCAACCUCUCAUCACUCCGAUCUCUUGAGAUUAGCAGUUGCCCCAAGUUGACGUCAUUGCCAGAAGCUAUUGGCAACCUCUUAUCACUCCAAUCUCUUGCGAUUGGCUGUUUCCCCAAGUUGACGUCAGAAGCUAUGGGCAACCUCUCAUCACUCCAAUCUCUUGAGAUUAGGGAUUGCCCCAAUUUGACGUCAUUGUCAGAAGCUAUUGGCAACCUCUCGUCACUCCAAUCUCUUGAGAUUAGGGAUUGCCCCAAUUUGACGUCAUUGUCAGAAGCUAUCGACAACCUCGUUUCACUCCGAUCGCUUGAGAUUAGCAGUUGCCCCAAGUUGACGUCAUUGCCAGAAGCUAUUGGCAACCUCUCAUCACUCCAAUCUCUUGUUAUUUAUGAGUGCCUCAAUUUGAAUUCAUUGCCAGAAGCUAUGGGCAACCUCUCAUCACUCCAAUGUCUUAAAAUUGUUGAGUGCCCCAAUUUGAAUUCAUUGCCAGAAGGGCAGAUGUUACGCGCUUUAAUGAAAUUGUCCAUUAACCGGUGUCCAAUGCUACAACAAAGAUAUAAUAAGACAUCUGGUGGGGACUGGCCCAAGAUUGCCCACAUUCCAAAUGUUGAGUUCGAGUGAAACUCGGAUGCAUGCUACUUGUGCUUUGGGAAGUUCAUUGUGUACCGUUGUUUUUUAAUGCUUUAAAGUUGACAAGCGACUUAUCAUAAACAAUGUUCGGCUGGGUCAAUUUUCCCAAUUUCACAAUGGUAAAGGUUUGAAAAAUGUGUUGAUGCUUGUUCAAAAUCAACUAUGAAUCCAUCGCACAUAGCACUCAUGGAAUAAGCAACAAUGGCAGUUGAGCUCUGCAACACUCAAAUGAGAUUGGAUUGCCUGAAGCUUGAAAACACAAAGCCAUAUCUAACAUGGAAGCUCUACUUGUUGCUGAUGUAGAGGAGGAGCAGACAAAAACAUCAAUUUAGAGAUUGGCUUGAGAAGUUUCAGUUUUUAUUAUAUGAUGCUGAUCACUUGGUGGAAGAGUUUCACAUUGAAGCUCCCAGGCAUGGAGUGAUAUCAGUUUGGGAAUAAAAUGGCAAAGCAGGUAAGCAUUUUCUUCUCAAACUCAAAUCAAUUUGCUUUUAGGAUUAAGAUGGGUCAUAACUCAUAACAUAAAUGAUAUCAGAGUGACACUAUAAGAGAUUACAUGCAAUAGAGGCUUUCACUUGAUUGAAUAGACGACUAUCACCAUUUUCUCAGGCUAUAAACCAAACUAAAUGUUUCUAUUUGUUCUGAAUAAACUUAUUUAAAACUUGGUGUAGCUGUAUUAUGUGUGCCUAUCCUUAAGUAUCUCCUUGUAGAAAUUAGAAAGACCGCAUUCUGGUUUACACAUUGUUUGUGAUAGUGCAGAUUGUUGUCUAAGCAAUGGAAACUGUGGCAGUUCCAUGUUGAAACAGAGAAUAGUGUGGCAUGACUGAGAAAUAGGUUAUAAAGUUUGGACUGAGCUGAUGACAAAGUUAAUGGAAAUGAUUAGCCAUGCUGUGUAGUUUUGAGUUCAAAGUUUUAUUAUCCCUACAAUCCUAUUAUAACACUUUAUCUAACAUGAUUAGGCAUUUACACAAAGUACGUAGUUAAACAUGCUUUUCUUUAUGGUUGCUUACUGUUGAAACAUCUCUAGACUGUUAUGCAAGAUGUUUUAUUUCAUGAUGCAAAUAUGAUUAACGAUAUGUAUUAUAUAUAUUCAAGUUAUGACUAACCUCUGUUCUUGAAUUAUGUUACUGGAUUGGAUUAAACUUUGGAGGUGGACUGGCUGACUUUGAAGGGUUUACCUUUGGCUCGGUGGAUAUGGCAAUUAGGCAAGCAUUCUAACUACAACUGUCCGGUGGUACAAGGCAUUAUGACUAACGCCUGUUUUUGAACUAUGUAAAUGGAGAAAAGAUAGGAGGUGAAGUAUUUGAAGUUUCAGCAGCUCAUCAGGCACUUAAACCAGUAUAAUCUUACAUGCUUGCAGAAGGAUGGUUUUUAAACAUUCACUAAGAUGCAUUGUUUCUUUAUCUUUUUCCUGGUCUAGAUAAAUAUAUAUCAAGCAGCAGCCAUAUCUUUCCUUCUGUUCUUUUCAAAUCAAGUUUUACUGAUUUAAUUGUCAACUCAUUCUUGGAUUCCAAUAUAUCAUCGUCAAGUUGCCAAUAUCCAUUCCUGUGCUGGCUUUGAAUUUUAAAGGUUUGAAAAUUGUGUUGAUGCUUGUUCAAAAUCAACUAUGAAUCCAUCACACAUAGCACUCAUGGAAUAAGCAACAAUGGCAGUGGAGCUCUGCAACACUCAAAUGAGAUUGGAUUGCCUGAAGCUUGAAAACACAAAGCCAUAUCUAACAUGGAAGCUCUACUUGUUGCUGAUGUAGAGGAGAAGCGGACAAAAACAUCAAUUUAGAGAUUGGCUUGAGAAGCUUCAGUUUGUAUUAUAUGAUGCUGAUAACUUGGUGGAAGAGUUUCACAUUGAAGCUCCCAGGCAUGGAGUGAUAUCAGUUUGGGAAUAAAAUGGCAAAGCAGGUAAGCAUUUUCUUCUCAAACUCAAAUCAAUUUGCUUUUAGGAUUAAGAUGGGUCAUAACUCAUAACAUAAAUGAUGUCAGAGUGACACUAUACGAGAUUACAUGCAAUAGAGGCUUUCACUUGAUUGAAUAGACGACUAUCACCAUUUUCUCAGGCUAUAAACCAAACUAAAUGUUUCUAUUUGUUCUGAGUAAACUUAAUUAAAACUUGGUUUAGCUGUAUUAUGUAUGCCUAUCCUUAAGUAUCUCCUUGUAGAAAUUAGAAAGACCGCAUUCUGGUUUACACAUUGUUUGUGAUAGUGCAGAUUGUUGUCUAAGAAAUGGAAGCUGUGGCAGUUCCAUGUUGAAACAGAGAAUAGUGUGGCAUGACUGAGAAAUAGGUUAUAAAGUUUGGACUGAGCUGAUGACAAAGUUAAUGGAAAUGAUUAGCCAUGGUGUGUAAUUUUGAGUUCCAAGUUUUAUUAUCACUACAAUCCUAUUAUAACACUUUACCUAGCUAGAUCAGGCAUUUACACAAAGUGGACUGGCUGACUUGGAAGGGUUUACCUUUGGCUCGGUGAAUAUGGCAAUUAGGCAAGCAUUCUAACUACAACUGUCCGGUGGUACAAGGUGUUAUGACUAACGCCUGUUUUUGAACUAUGUAAAUGGAGAAAAGAUAGGAGGUGAAGUAUUUGAAGUUUCAGCAGCUCAUCAGGCACUUAAACCAGUAUAAUCUUACAUGCUUGCAGAAGGAUAGUGUUUAAACAUUCACUAAGAUGCAUUGUUUCUUUAUCUUUUUCCUGGUCUAGAUAAAUAUAUAUCAAGCAGCAGGCAUAUCUUUCCUUGUGUUCUUUUCAAAUCAAGUUAAGAAAAUCAUUUCCUUUUACUUAUGAAUAUUCCAAAAUUUAUUGUUUUAAAAAGUACAUAUAUAAUUUUCACUUCUUCUUUUUUCCCUGUGGCAUUUUAAAGUCUUUGAGCUUUUGUUGUUAGAUUGACAACUUGGAGAUGGAAAUAUAACUGAUAUCAAGAACAUGUUCCCGGAAUAAUAAUUAUGUUUCUCUCUUUCACAUAAAGAUGUCUUGUUUUCACUGGUACUUUACAUGCAUAAAUCUCUUUUGGAAACUAGAUCAAUUUCCAUCCCUUAUUCUUACUAUGAUCUCCAUUGUUACAGGUUUUACUGAUUUAAUUGUCAACUCAUUCUUGGAUUCCAAUAUAUCAUCGUCAAGUUGCCAAUAUCCAUUCCUGUGCUGGCUUUGAAUUUUAAAGUUAGAGGCUCAUAAAAGAGGGCUCAACAGCAGAAACAGAUACACUGCAAUAGAAGCUUUCAGUUCUCGUUCAGUCCCCAUUGUUCUUGUUUUUCCUUGUAACCUCUUGUUCUUAGUUUUCCUUUCUCUUGGUAUUGUUAAAGAACAUUCAGGGUGAGUUUUUUGUGAGAAAGAGAGAGGGUGUAGAAGGGAUUUUGGGUUGGUUUAAGGGUUUAGAGAAAUCUGUACCAAGAGAAAGAACAUUGCAUCAAGCUUAGUUCAUAGUCAAAGAACUUCUUGGAUUGUGUUCACCAAGGAUGCAGGUCUAUUCCGGACUGAACCUUGUAAAUUUGUUUGCAUUGAUUAUCUCUUUAGUAUUGAAUUUCCAAUAGUUUUGUUGAUAAGAUACAAGCUUUAAAGCUCAAUCCUGCUCAUCAUCAAGAAAGCACUACAGCUCAGCUCAGCUCACUCCGUCAGUUUCCACAACAGCAGCUUCCAUCUAAUCAACUUUAACUUCUUCGGUCUUCUAUCAUAUUAGUUGCUGCCAAUUGUCAGUUAUUAUAGUUAGUUAAAAAAUGUUUUCUGUAUACAGUUUAGUCAAGAUAGAAAGUAUUAUGUCUCUAUUAAUACUCGAUACUCAAUAGAUUGAUCACUGAGUUUUCUUCUUGGCCAAA
This is a messenger RNA of Ziziphus jujuba (common jujube), 7400 nucleotides long. RefSeq names its product putative disease resistance protein RGA3. Gene Ontology annotation, biological process: defense response to fungus. Gene Ontology annotation, molecular function: ADP binding. The record is from RefSeq and is a predicted model, not a curated record. Lineage: Eukaryota; Viridiplantae; Streptophyta; Magnoliopsida; Rosales; Rhamnaceae. The transcript is spliced from 9 exons. The coding region runs from base 126 to 3602 and encodes 1158 amino acids.